AUGCUAACCGGUGCCCCGAGGAUCUGUCUGCCGCUGAGCCUGCUGCUGCUGGUGAUUUUACUGCGGCUGGGCCAGCUCCACGCAGCCCCUUCUGGACCGGAGUCAGAUACCUGCUCGACCUUGGUCCAGAGUCGUUUCUUCGGCUUCUUCUUCUCCUCAUCUGCCUUUCCCAGUACGCCCUGCUCGUGGACCCUCCAGAACCCCGACCCCAGACGCUACACGAUCUUCAUCAAAGUGACCAAGCCCACGGAGAACUGCGUGCCACGGCAGGUCCGUACCUUCCAGUUCGACUCUUUCCUGGAAACCACUCGCACCUUCCUGGGCAUGGAGAGCUUCGACGAGGUGGUAAAGCUAUGCGACUCCACCACCCACAUCGCCUUCGUUGAGGCCGGGAAGCAGUUCUUGCAGAUGCGUAAGGGUUUGCCCAGAGCGGGCACAGUUCCUAAGGACGGAGACGAAGAAUUUAAGGUGGAGUACCUGGUCGUCGGGAAGAGAAACCCCAGCAUGGCGGCUUGUCAGAUGCUGUGCCAAUGGAUGGAGGACUGCCUGACUUACAGCACCUCCAGCAGGCCCUGUGGUAUCAUGCAGACCCCUUGCCAAUGUUGGGAUCCACGGCCACCGGACAAAGAGUCUGACGGAUGCUACAGGGAUGGAGUUUAUUUGGAGAAUUGCCUUCCCAGCACAAGAGAGAUUGCCUCUGACACAGAAACUAGCGGUGGAUGGAGUAGUUGGGGGUCAUGGGCAGAGUGUACCAGUGAGUGUGGAGGCGGAGUUCAGACACGCACUCGUACCUGCCAGUCACCUCCUGAGGAGUCAUACCUGUGUGAGGGAGUCCUGGAGGAGGGUCGGCCGUGUAACUCGCAGCCGUGCAUUGGCAAAGGGCGUCACAACUCUCGCAGCCAAUCGCUACGCUCCGUGGACAGCCGAAAACGCGAGGACCCGGAGAAAACUCGUGGGAUCACCAACAGUGGUGGUGGUGGGGGACAGCAGUCAACCCAGAUUGUGGAAUCUUCCUCGGGCGAGGAGUGGUCGGCGUGGAGCGUGUGCUCGGCCACGUGCGGCGAGGGUUGGCAGAGCCGAACGCGUUUCUGCGUCUCCGUCUCCUAUAGCACUCAGUGCAGUGGCCCGCUGCGUGAACAAAGGCCCUGUAACAACUCCGCUGUCUGUCCAGUGCACGGAACAUGGGAUGAAUGGUCGCCAUGGAGUCUGUGCUCAUCCACCUGCGGCCGUGGUAACCGAGACCGAACACGGACGUGCAAACCACCACAGUUUGGGGGCGACCCCUGUGUGGGUCCAGCGAAACAGAACAAAUUCUGUAACAUUGCAGUGUGCCCAGUGGAUGGAGUGUGGAACGAGUGGUCAAGUUGGAGUUCGUGUUCUGUGUCCUGCUCUAAUGGGACCAUGCAGCGGACGCGGGAGUGUAACGGCCCGUCCUACGGCGGUUCAGAGUGUCGUGGAGACUGGUUGGAAAUGAAAGACUGUUUCCUGCGCGAGUGUCCUGUGGACGGCCGCUGGCAGCCCUGGAGCUCCUGGUCGGGCUGUACCAAAACGUGCGGAGGGGGGACCCAGAAACGGCAGAGGGUGUGUUACGGUCCUCGUUUUGGAGGUGCGCCGUGCCCAGGAGAACAAGAGGAGGUGCGGUCCUGCAAUGAAAAGAGAUGUCCAGAGCCUCAUGAGAUAUGCGAUGAGGAGAAUUUCACAAACGUUGUGUGGAAACGGACUCCUGCGGGUGACACCGCGGCCGUGCGCUGUCCGCCGAACGCUGACGGGCUCAUCCUCCGUCGCUGCUCUUUGGACGAUGAGGGUAUUGCGUACUGGGAGAACCCCACCUACAUGAAAUGCAUCUCUAACGACUACCGGAGUAUCCAAACGCUGACGCGAGAACACCUGUCAAAGGCGCAGAGGGGGCUUGUGGGAGAUGGAGUUUCUGAGGUCAUGACCAAGCUGAGGGUGACAUCCAGCGACGGGACCAGUUACAGCGGGGACCUGCUGGCUAUUGUGGACGUGCUAAAGAACAUGACCGAGAUUUUCAGGCGGUCCUACUACAGUCCCAGCAACGCUGACAUGAGGAAUUUCGUUCAGUCAGUGAGUAAUCUACUGAUGGAAGAAAACAGAGAGAGGUGGGAGGAGGCACAACUCCUGGGUCCAAACAUAAAGGAGCUCUUUCGGCUGGUCGAAGACUUCGUGGACGUCAUCAGUCUUCGAAUGAAAGAUUUUCAAGACACAUAUGAGGUCACAGACAACCUUGUGCUGAGCAUCCAUAAGCGUCCUGUGGCGGGAACUACAGACAUCACCUUUCCCAUGAAGGGUUGGAGAGGAAUGGUGGACUGGGCUCGAAGCUCUGACGACAAAGUUACUGUCCCCAAAAACGUCAUUGCCACUGGAAAGCCUGAGGCAGAUGAGUCCUCAGCGUUUGUGACUGGAAUUGUUCUCUACAGAAAUUUAGGCAGCAUCUUAUCCCUCCAGAGAAACAGUACAGUACUAAACUCCAAGGUGGUCUCUGUGACAAUUAAACCCACCCCAAGCUCCCUGUCUGUACCCGUGGAAAUUGAAUUCUCACAUCUGUACAACGGUACGACCAACCAAACUUGCAUAUCAUGGGAUGAGAGCGACAGCUCCUCGCUGCUCGGAUCCUGGUCUGCGCGAGGCUGCAGAGCUGUGCCUGUCGACUCCUUCAGAACCAAAUGCGUGUGUGACAGACUGUCCACCUUCGCCAUUUUGGCACGGCUAAAUCCCGAUGUGAACAUGGACAAAACACAGCUGCCUUCUGUAACCUUGAUCGUGGGAUGUGGGGUGUCUUCACUCACUCUCUUGCUACUCAUCAUCAUUUACGUCUCAGUAUGGAGGUACAUCCGUUCCGAGCGUUCCGUCAUCCUCAUCAACUUCUGUCUUUCCAUCAUCUCGUCCAACGCGCUCAUUCUCAUUGGACAGACGCAAACACGCAACAAGGUUGUGUGCACUCUUGUGGCUGCUUUCCUACACUUCUUUUUCCUGUCCUCGUUCUGCUGGGUUCUGACAGAGGCUUGGCAGUCCUACAUGGCUGUGACAGGCCGUCUUCGGAACCGCAUCAUUCGUAAACGCUUCUUGUGUUUGGGCUGGGGCCUGCCUGCUCUUGUGGUGGCCAUUUCUGUGGGAUUCACCAAAGCUAAAGGAUAUGGCACUGUUAACUACUGCUGGCUGUCUCUGGAGGGCGGACUGCUUUAUGCGUUUGUGGGACCAGCUGCAGCUGUAGUUUUGGUUAACAUGGUUAUCGGGAUUCUCGUUUUUAACAAACUGGUGUCCAAAGACGGCAUUACUGAUAUGAAACUGAAGGAGAGGGCUGGUCAGGUGACAGUCCCACUGUACAAUAUGACGCUCAAAUGUGCCAAGUGCGGAGUAAUCUCGUCGGCUGAUGUUUCCACCACAGCUACCAGUAACGCCAUGGCGUCGCUGUGGAGUUCCUGUGUGGUUUUGCCGUUGUUGGCCCUGACCUGGAUGUCUGCAGUACUAGCCAUCACUGACCGUCGCUCCGCCCUCUUCCAGAUCCUCUUUGCUGUCUUCGACUCUCUCGAGGGUUUUGUUAUUGUUAUGGUCCACUGUAUCCUACGCAGAGAGGUCCAGGAAGCAGUGAAAUGCAGAGUAGUUGAUCGUCAAGAAGACGCUAAUGGAGACUCUGGCGGAUCUUUCCAGAAUGGUCAUGCCCAACUCAUGACUGAUUUUGAGAAGGAUGUUGACAUUGCCUGCCGAUCAGGCACCUUGAAGCGUUCCUCUUUGCAGGGUGAAGAGAAACUGGCCCCUCAACAGCUCACCCUGCAGAAGGGCUCCAACUUCAACACACUACCUGCCAGCAUGGCCAAAGUCCACCUGCAGAAUGUGGCCGACUACGCCAGUCACACACUCACCCUACGAAGAGACAAAGGGGGUGUUGCUGGGGUUAGCACCGAGCUGCCUGGGGCCAAGUCCAUCUACAUAUGUGACGGAGAGCUCUUCAAGCAGCUGGACGGAACCCAGGGAGACAGCACUGGACCUGAAGGUGGAGGAACCGGUCAAGGCUACGUCAUCCUCCCCAAUAAUAACAACACAGCCACCCUGAGGCCUGCCAAGGCAAACAAGGAAGAGCCCGCGACCAAGUAUAACAUCAGCAUCGAACAGCUUCCCCAGACCCGUCUCAUUCACCUGAGUAAUCCGGCCGGAACCGAGCCCGUGCCCGGCUUCGGGCUGAAGAGCUUGCCGGCGGAUCACGUAAGUGUCUCCUGCUCCGAUCGGGAUUCGCCCGUGCAGAACGUCCAGAACAUCUCCGCCGAAUCCCAAAUGAACAACAACGUCUGCGAGCCCGGAGACUCUGGCAAUUCUGGGAUGAUGUCGAAGAGCGAGACAGUUUCUACUCUGUCAAUGAGCUCCCUAGAGAGGCGAAAAUCCCGUUAUGCUGAGCUGGACUUUGAGAAGAUCAUGCACACGAGAAAACGUCAUCAGGACAUGUUCCAGGACCUGAACAGGAAACUGCAGCACGCAGAGAAGGACAGGGAGUCACCACCUGUGGACACAAAGGCUGGAAAGAGAUGGAGUGUUUCCUCUGGAGGCAGUGACAAGACCAACCUGAGUGACAAACAGCAGACGCCCAGUAAGAGGGCCUGGGAAGGUAUAAGGAAGACCCAUUCCCCUCCUUCAUGGGUGCGGAAGGAUCUGGAACCUUUGCAGGCCUCUCCCCUGGAGUUGCAGGCAGUGGAGUGGGAGAAAGCUAGUGCUACCAUCCCUCUGAUGGGUCAAGAGGUCAUGGAUCUGCAGACAGAGGUCUGA
This is a messenger RNA of Chanos chanos (milkfish), 4776 nucleotides long. It is a transcript of the gene adgrb1a, whose product is annotated as adhesion G protein-coupled receptor B1a. Gene Ontology annotation, biological process: adenylate cyclase-activating G protein-coupled receptor signaling pathway; cell surface receptor signaling pathway; negative regulation of angiogenesis. Gene Ontology annotation, cellular component: dendrite; plasma membrane; postsynaptic density. Gene Ontology annotation, molecular function: G protein-coupled receptor activity. NCBI's taxonomy places the organism in Eukaryota, Metazoa, Chordata, Actinopteri, Gonorynchiformes, Chanidae. Bases 1 to 4776 code for a protein of 1591 amino acids. The transcript is spliced from 30 exons. The record is from RefSeq and is a predicted model, not a curated record.